Colossoma macropomum (tambaqui) is the source of this 8932-nucleotide messenger RNA. Its product is annotated as protocadherin gamma-C5-like. Gene Ontology annotation, molecular function: calcium ion binding. Gene Ontology annotation, cellular component: plasma membrane. The transcript is spliced from 5 exons. Gene Ontology annotation, biological process: homophilic cell-cell adhesion. Lineage: Eukaryota; Metazoa; Chordata; Actinopteri; Characiformes; Serrasalmidae. The record is from RefSeq and is a predicted model, not a curated record. The coding region runs from base 3401 to 6301 and encodes 966 amino acids.
GAAAUAUUCUUUGUUCACUUUAACUGAUUGUUCUGUAGAAAAAGUGGUAAUGUUCUCACACUCUCUUAUUGAUUGUAACUUUCCACUUGUGAUAGAAAUAGCUUCUGACUUUAGGUGUCCACACCCACACUCAGAUGACACAUAUUAUAUAUUUAGAAACCAAUUUUAGAACACACUUAAUGUUGCUUUACUCCUUUAUCCAGCUUUAUUCCUAGAUUAUCAUCAGAUUUACACUUCUGUUUGGGAGUGAUGACAUAUGUCAUAAAGGUCUUAUUUGAAUGGAAUCACACCACUAGUUGUUUGUGUAAACAGUCUAUUUUUACUUUUAUAAACAGCUUAUGCCACUAAAACAUAAGAUGGCAUAAGAUGUUUUAUGAAGUAAUGGCAAUGUGUUGUCAUAUGGGACCACAAACUAAGUGAUGGACAUUUGUUCCAUUAUUAGGCCAUUAGGCAAAUAUGAUGAAUGAUUGAUGAAUUAAAUACUGGUGUCAACGUUGGCCAAGAUACCUGUUUUUAAAAUUGCAGAGGAGUCACAUAAAUACAUGAACCUUUUGUGUUCCUGAUCAAAACAGACAAAUAGAAUGAUUUUUCUACCAUGAAUGCACUCAAUCAAACCUUCAAAUUUAUUUUCAAAUGAACUUUUGCUUGGCAAACAUCACAAAUUCUGUCUGGUUGCAACAGUCACAUUUACACAGCCACACCCAUAUGUAUAUAGUCAUUCAUUCAUAAGCCUAUUCACUAAUAACCAGCAAUAAAACAAGCAACCAAUCCAUACAACAUUGAAAAUGUAGAAGCGACUUUUCACAAUAAAAUAUUUAGUGUUUCUUUUUAAUAUCACUUUCAUUAACUGGUUCACUGGUGUACACCUGCAUGUUCUAGGCAUAGCUUGUGUGGUUACUGCAUUGCAUCCUCUGAAAGAACCCUUUCACACAAUCACAGUUACAUCUUGGAUUGUUGCAAGUACUCUUCGCACUUGUUCCAGGCUUGUCUAAUUGUGGUAAGUGUAUCAUCAAUCAUCAAAGCAGACGACUUUUGAAAGGAUAUGAAAGAUUCUGAAUGAUACAGCAGCAUAAAAAAAUCACCCUUGAAGACUUAACAUGCUAUAAGCUGGUGAUGGCCUCAUUUCUUGAUCUGCAUUCUCCUGACAGAACCAACAUGCCCAUUUAUGCUUGUUAGACUGUCCUGUCUGCCUCCAGCUAUUGGUCUACACAAAUCUCUUCUCCAUGUAUCUUAUAUCUGGCACUAGCCUUACAACCUCUGUUGGUGAAAUGCUGGUUCAAAGCUGGACUUUCUUUCUUCAACCCAAUAUGUUGGCUCAAUAGUCAUCUUGAUAAUAUUCUCACCUUACUCUCUGAAAUGUGUCUUUAUGGGGGAAGAAGAUCACAGUAAAUUCUAAUUAAUCAACAAGGAUGUAACUUUGACUUCAGUGCUACCCUCUUGUUCAACGGCGGAUAUAUUGUGAUCAUUUGAGUCUGGGUCUUACUUUCUGUUGACUUCUGUUUCUUACUUCUUCUUUAACUCUUUUAGUGUCUUCCAGGCCUCUUUCUUCCCCACUAUGAUCAAAUGCCUGAAUAAGAACCUCAUACUGAAUACUCAUACUCUGUCUGUAUCUAAUGCUAAAAAUACCAGAAUCUGUAUUUGAACUUGAAGCAGAAGGCAAGUUCAUGAGUCGAAAAAGAAAGUAAGUUGCAAGUUGUUACUUACAGAUCAAAGUUUUUCAGAUGGAUGUGGAUGGAUAGGAUGAAAAAAACAAUUCUGUGCUGCAUGUUUUUAUGUGUAUACAUAGCUGUUUAAAAAGCCUUUUUCUGAUCAUGCUGCAUUAUGCAUUUAUAUUCAGCUACUAUUAAUCAUGUUGCUUUUUUGCUCAAAUUGCUGAUGCAUAAUUAAGUGUGAACAAGGUUCCAUAAGCAUAUUGAUAGUUCAAAGCUAUGAGGGGAAAAAAUGGAAUCAUGUACCUGUAUGUGAAACAAACACACAAACAAAUACCCACAUCAACUAAAAAUACAAAGCCCAUGUUGGAGGGUGAUAUGUCAAGACAGAACUGGCAAUCAGUUUGAAGAAAUCAUGUUAGCAUAUAUCAAGAGAGCAUAAUGGUCACAAUUGUCUUUAACUAGCAAUGUUAAGAUUAGAUAAAACACAUAUGUGCUGCAGAAACAAACAUUAACACCUACUUGGCUAGAAAACCGAGAACAAAGCAAAAUCAGUUGACAGCAACUAUGUGAUAUUGUUAAGUCAACAUAUAAUGCAGCACACUUGGUUUUGAAGAGACACAUGAGAGCAUUUAUCAGGCUGUGUAGAACAUCACAGAGUCUUGUGUUCUGCACAUCUGCAGAGAAAUGUGCAGUCUGAGACUAGAGUAUUUAUUUUUUUAUAUACUGUGAAAAUGUAGGUCAGGACCAGUGCUGCUGCUGCCUGUACCAGAUUAUACCACACAGAUCAGAAAUGUAUUGCUCACAUGAAAUUUCUUUAACUGUUUUAACUUAAACAUUUUUUUUUUAAUCUCCUGAGCUGUGUGACAUCCUUAACUCUUAAAUGGCCAGUGCCCACCAGUGGGCUAAAGUUUUAUUAAAUACUUCUUUAAACUAAGAAUAGCUCAAUCAGUUUGCAUUGAGGUCCCUGUACUUAGUAAAUAAUCAGCCAUGCUAUGUAAGAAGCCUGAGAUUUUUAGCGGUUGAAUGAGAAUUUUCAUCCAUUCGCAGUAAAAUAGUUAUUGUCAUGCAUCAUUAACAGUUUAUUAAUGUGUUUAAUUUGUUGUCAUUCUUGGUCUUCUAUGUUCUAUUGAAUCAUGUUUCAAGUGAUAAUUGUUUGAUGAAUAAUUUAUUGUACUGAUAUCCAUAAAAGAAAUACUUUUUUCCCCCUGUUGCUGUUCUUUUCAGUGGUGCUGAACUGUGAUCAUACUAAGCGUCAGCUCAGUGUUUCCCAGUUAUAUGCUUCAUAAUGCCUCUGGGUAACACACGGACUUUACAGGGUAGCAAAAAAGUGAAUAUUCUUACUCGUCUCAAAUAUGUACAUUGGCUCCAUAUUUAUGGAAUAUGUUAAAUCAGCAUUAUUGCUAAGUGGAAAUAAUUAAAUAAGUGUUGUUGUUUUCUUCUGUCAGUGUGGUAAUUUUGCUUGUUUAUACGUGUAUCAUGUUCUAGCCUCUGAGCUCUGAGCUUUUAAGCUUUUACUGUUGCAUUUUCACUGUUUCAACUCUAAGUGCCGCUGUUGUCUAAGAACUGAUUGGUGUGGGCCGGUUUAGAGAGAUAUUCCUCCCAGAGGAGGCUACAAAUAGAGCUCUCUGUUGUUCGAUGUAGAAGGGUUGGUCUCUAAGACUAGCUGGAUUUAACGAAGGAUUUUAUUUUUUUUCCAAAGUCGUUUCCAUUGUAACGUUACAUGCGCCUGGGAACUCUGGAUUUUCAAGAUGGAUUGUUUGCGCUCGCGGUAUGAUAGACACGUUCGUCGAAAGACGGCUCAGUUAAAAUGGCAGAGCGUGUUUUUUCUUCUCUGUCUUCACGGGAUGGACGUCGUCGUUUGCCAAGCGCGGUAUUCCAUCCCGGAGGAGAUGCCAGAGGGAUCCUUUGUGGGAAACAUCGCCAAGGAUUUGGGAAUCGAGAUAAGUAGACUGAUUUCAGGAAAAGCUCGAGUUGUAACAAAGGGCGGUCGCCAGUAUGUGGAACUGAGCAGAGACAAAGGCGCUCUGGUAGUGAAGGAGAGGAUAGAUCGAGAGGAGCUCUGUAAGCAAACAACGCCCUGCAGCUUCAGCUUUGAUCUGAUCAUUGAGAACCCGAUUCAGCUUCAUCGAAUCACAGUUGAGGUUCAAGAUAUAAAUGACAAUGCGCCCAUAUUUCCUAAAGGUGCCGUGAACAUAGAAAUUAGCGAAAAUACAGCAUCUGGAGCUCGCUUCCCCUUAGAUAGCGCUGUAGAUAUGGACGUUGGUAUCAAUGGAAUUCAAAGCUAUGCGCUUUCCCCCACCGAUAACUUCAAAUUGGAAAUAAAUAGCCAGUCGGAUGGAAGCAAACAUGUAGAAAUGGUUUUGCAGCGUGAGUUGGACCGAGAGGAUCGUGAUGAGCUACAAUUAGUUCUAAUUGCGUCUGAUGGAGGAUCGCCUAAAAAAUCUGGCACAGUUCGAAUCCAUGUUACUGUACUGGAUAUUAAUGAUAAUGCUCCGGUAUGUAAGCAGGCUGUGUAUAAAAUUGAUGUUAUGGAGAAUUCUCCAGUUGGUACUGUUUUAACGACUGUAAACGCUGUUGAUGCUGAUGAAGGAAUAAAUGGUGAAAUAUCAUAUUCUAUUGCACAGGCUAGCAAAGAGGCAAGAGAAUUAUUUGAAAUAAAUCCAGCCACAGGAGACAUUACAAUAUUAGAUAGUUUAGAUUAUGAAAACGAAAGAAGUUAUAUACUAAAUAUAAAGGCAAAGGACAAAGGAGGUCUUGCAAAUACGUGUAAAGUGAUCAUAGACGUUGUUGAUGUAAACGAUAAUCCUCCCACCAUUCAGCUCAUGUCAUUUUCUAACACCAUCGCUGAGAAUUCUCCAGUAGAAACCACCGUAGCUGUUAUUAAUGUAGAGGACGAAGAUUCUGGUCAAAACGGAGUCGUGCAGUGCAAAAUAAAUGGACACAUUCCGUUUAAAAUAGAGUCAUCACUCACUGAUUAUUAUGCACUGAUUACUGAUGACAUUCUCGAUCGGGAAAAUAUAGCUGAAUAUAACAUAACCAUAUUGGUCAGCGAUCAAGGAAGUCCAGCUCUACACAGUAAUAAAACACUCACUGUUAAGAUUUCAGAUGUGAAUGAUAACGCACCCGUUUUCGACUCUGAUCAAUACAGAACCUUUAUUAUUGAAAACAAUUCACCAGGUGUGGCUGUGCUGACCGUUAAAGCACGCGAUGCUGACUGGGGCCCAAAUGCGAGAGUGUCCUAUUUUUUGGAGGACAGUGACGUAAUGGGCAACCCAGUAAGUUCUUUGGUGUCCAUUAAUUCAGAUAGCGGAGUUAUACAUGCUGUGAGGUCAUUUGAUUAUGAGCAGAUGAAGAGUUUGACAUUUAACGUGACAGCGCGAGACGGUGGAUCCCCUCCACUAAGUUCUGAAGUUAUAGUGACGAUCAUUGUUCAAGACCAGAACGACAACGCUCCUCAGGUUCUGUACCCAGUACAGACUGGCGGCUCUGUGGUGGCUGAGAUUGUACCUCGUUCAGCAGAUGUUGGCUAUCUGGUGACUAAAGUGGUGGCUGUUGAUGUGGACUCUGGACAGAAUGCCUGGCUCUCCUACAAACUCCAGAAAGCCGCAGACAGGGCGCUGUUUGAAGUGGGCCCACAGAAUGGAGAGAUACGGACUGUGCGCCAGGUGACUGAUAAAGAUGCAGUGAAACAGAAGCUCACUGUUGUUGUGGAGGAUAACGGACAGCCGUCUCGCUCAGCUGUAGUGAACAUCAAUGUAGCUGUAGCGGACAGUUUCCCUGAAGUGGUCUCGGAGUUCUCGGACUUUACGCACAACAAAGAAUACAACGAUAACCUGACUUUUUACUUAGUUUUAGCUCUGGCUGCUGUUUCUUUCCUUUUCAUUACUACUGUAGUAGUUAUAAUAUCAGUGAAGAUCUACAGAUGGAGACAGUCUCGUAUUUUCUAUCAGUCCAGUCUCCCAGUUAUUCCGUACUAUCCACCCGGUUACGCAGACACAGGAGUUACUGGAACUCUGCCGCACAUGUAUAAUUAUGACGUCUGUAUGACGACAAACUCGAGGAAAAGCGACUGUAAAUAUUCUACACUUGGUGGACAGAGUGUUUUAGUGGUGGACCAAAGUUUCUCAGAGACUCUGCAGCGCGCGAUGAAGGAGAAGGAAUUACUGGAAAAUGCAGAAUCUCCGGAAAUGCAAAAGCCACCUAACAAUGACUGGCGCUUACCCCCAAACCAGAGACCCGGACCAAGUGGCCAGCACAGGUUCCACACCCUGCAGCAGAGAUGGACUCCCUACGAGAAGUCCAGAGCGGGACCUCGUCCUGAAGAGGCUGGUGCAGGUGCAGUAGGCGGGACGGGACCGUGGCCCAACCCCCCCACAGAAGCCGAACAGCUCCAGGCUCUGAUGGCUGCUGCUAAUGAAGUGAGUGAAGCCACAGCGACUUUGGGUCCUCGCUACAAUGCGCAGUACGUUCCCGACUACCGCCAGAACGUCUACAUCCCAGGCAGCACCGCUACGCUAACGGCUAACCCCCAGCAGCAGAUGCCCCAGCAGGCUCUGCCUCCACCCCAAGCUCUGCCUCCAGCAGAGGCCCCAAAGGCCGCCCCAACUCCGGCCAGCAAGAAAAAGGCCACGAAGAAGGACAAGAAGUAAGGCAGAGUGAAGCGUUAGCAUAGCUGUGGAGAAUUAUCAUAGCUGUGGGGAUCUGAGCGUUUCUCCUCUGCACUUGUUAGCUUUUCCCUCGCUAGAAUGUUUAAACCCCUUAAACUCUGGGCUUGUUGUUCAUUUAUUUCCAUUAUCCAGGAUCUACUAUGGAGUAUUCAGUAACUACUAUGACACUACUAUGUAGUUACGAGGGGAAUGGAAGUCUUAGAGUUUAAGGGGAUAAUAAUCAGAGUAUCCUUUUGUUGUGAGAUGACACAUUUAAACUGUAUGUUAACCUCCAUUUUUGUUUUGUUUCAUAUUAUUUUGAUGCAAUCAAAUCACCAGUUUCUUUUUGUUUUCUGGUAUUUUUUGUACUUUACUGUGGAAAUGGAAACAUCAAGAGGGACUAAAUAGGGCGAGAUCUGUUCAGAUUCCAAAAGCGACCCCUUAGGUGGGGAAAUCUGUCCUGUAAGAUAGCAUAACUGAAGAAAAAAAAAUGCUGAUCCUUUGUCAUGUUAAGGCUUUUUUGUGUUCAUUUUAAUGCGAAGUAGAUCCUUCUUGCGGUAACAAGAAUGAAGUAUGUCGGUAUUAGGUUUCUAAAGAGGAUGUGCCAUAGCCCCCAGAGGUCCUGAUUUGUUUUUGCAUGAUCCACUUCGACAUGAAUAAGAGUAUUGAAAAUGAACUAUGCAGUGCAGGUAAGAUAUUAAAGCGAAAGUUGCAGUAAAACAUAUUGAAAAUAAGAAAAUGCAUUUUCCAUGCAAAAACACCAGCAACUGAAAAGUUGGGCUGUUGAUAUUGUAGGAAAAAGGAAUAAGAUUGGAUUCGGUGUCAUUACAUUUGUGAGCAUCAUUAAGGCAACGUUAGGUUAAUGAUAUGUAAACAGCUAUCGUCAAUGGCUGAAUCCAGUGGUUGAAUUCUGUUAUAGCUGUAAAUCAAUCCUGUGGACUUGCAUUAGAUGAAGUAUGCCACAUUUUCUAAACCUUGGAUAGGGUGGCAGUUACUCAAGCUUUUGGUCUAUGAGUUAUGCCAUAUUGGUUGAGUGAAUGGGGGCUUGGGUACCCAGAGUGAGAGUUACGUUGAAGUGCUUAAAGGGGAAGGUGUCUGGGUUGGUGGGAUUGUUCUUGACAUGUUUGGGGUUGAUUAGAAGCUAGGAAGGUAUAGGUAGAUCCACUGGAUGCUCAGUUGGAUUGAAAGAAGCGUGGAUGAACAAUGCAACAUGUAACGCAUUGAUGAUGUUCUAAAGUGGCUCUCAAGCGAAUGAAGAUACUUUCCAGUUGACCUAUCCAUGCUCCACCCAAAAAUCCAUUCCUUCAUAGCAAAGGUUGGGAAGUUGGACAAGAUUUACAGGCCACUGGCAAAAAUCCCAUUCAGGGGUUCCUAAGUGGCGCAACUGCCUAAGUGUUGGCCCCAUCUCUGGGAGACUGCAUGGUCCAUCCAUGGCCAGGAGUCCAAGACAGCAUUAUUUCUGGGUGGGAAUCACUCAAAGCAAUGCUAGGCAACAUGGGCAUCUUUUAGCAUUAGCAAUAGUUUGAAAAGAUGCCACAUCUUGGAGGAAGCAUGUGCUGCUCUUCACCCUCUCAGCUUGGUAGCAUCAUGUGAUAGGAGGAGACCUAGCUAGCUGAUGGGAAUUGGCCGCGACCAAAUUGGGGACAUAUCAAAGAAAAUGAACCCAAUUAAGAAUAAUUGCAGUGUUUAGAUUCGCUACAUAAUGGGAGUUUCCAGUUUAAUAUGCUACGCUAUCAAGCUGGACUAUGUUGUCGUGUUUGAAACUGGGCUACAUCUGAUCUAUAACAACAUUAUAUAUCUUUCAUAUGUAUAUUUUGACAAACACUGAGCUUUGCGCAACGGUGGCUACGACAGAACGCAGUUGUGGGCGGAGCAUGCAUGGAUCAACUGGGAAGAACACCAGGAAAACUCACUUUAGGCCACUCCAUGCUUGGCCAUUCCUCUUCUACUCUGCACAACCCUAAACGCACCAACCCUUCAUCACAAUGUAAAUAAGAUAUGUAACCUGUCUGUAUAAACUAGAGCCACAAAGAUCAGGCUAACACAGGAAUGUUUCAGUAUUUUUUAGAAAAAAGAAAAACUAAAAAAAUAAAAGAAAGAAGAGAAAAACUGAUCAAGUUGUAGUGCUAUAGAUACAAAAGCUUCAAGCUCACUGACUAACCCAACUGUAAAUACAACCUGCAGUCUCUGCAAGACACGCAAUCGUAGCUUAGGGCUUGUGAAAAUUUGUGCAUAUUUUUGUGUUUUUCCUUCUCUUUCGCUUUAUUUCUUCAAUCAUCUGAACUUUGAAAACUAAAAAAAAAAAGGAAAAAAAUACCUAUGGUUUUUAGCGUGCUACCCCAUCCCAUCUCUCUAGAGUCUUCUGUGUUUGUAAUUACAGCCAACUCUUAAUGCUACCGGAAUGCCAUUCCUGUCUGUUUAACUAUGAAUCUAUCUAUAUAUAUCUAAAUGUCUGUCUGCUGCUUGAAUACCUUUCUGUAUUCGACCGUGAUAACCUUCUUUUAAAAAUGCUUAGCGCUUCAUGUUUUGCUUUUAUUUUAUAAUGCAGAUAUUUAUAUGGCUGUUUAUUUGUUUAUGUUCUUGUUUAUUAAUGGAACACUUACAUUUCAAAUAAAAGUUUGUCAGAACUCACAA